This is a messenger RNA of Daphnia pulicaria, 1649 nucleotides long. RefSeq names its product thyrotropin-releasing hormone-degrading ectoenzyme-like. The record is from RefSeq and is a predicted model, not a curated record. Bases 29 to 1246 code for a protein of 405 amino acids. Gene Ontology annotation, cellular component: cytoplasm. The transcript has 6 exons. Gene Ontology annotation, biological process: peptide catabolic process; proteolysis. Gene Ontology annotation, molecular function: peptide binding; metalloaminopeptidase activity; zinc ion binding. Lineage: Eukaryota; Metazoa; Arthropoda; Branchiopoda; Diplostraca; Daphniidae.
GAAUUCAGAAACGCACUCAUCACCUUACAUGGAUCGCUAUCAAUUCCAGAGUGUCAACAGUCGAAAUUUCAUGGAGAUUUUGAACGAGCAACUGCACCAGGACCGCGAGUUUGGCCGGACGAUGAACGUCACGAAGAUCAUGAACUCUUGGACCCAUCAGCCGAGUUAUCCGAUCGUUCGUUGCUCUCUGGCCGGCAACGGGCGAAUUCGGCUGUCUCAGAUGCCGUUUCCGUUACUCCGAAGCAAUUCAUCACAGGUCAAUGCCUUGUGGUGGAUCCCCAUCGCCAUGACGGAUGGCAGACGGCCAGAUUUCACCCGAGAAGGGACAUAUCCGAGAGUGUGGCUCACGCCCGAACGUCCGACUUUGGAGAUUCCUUAUUUCCCUCAGGUGUCGAACCGAGACGGACCACCAGAAGACCAAGAACCGGACACUUGGAUUCUCGUCAACGGCCAAUUCACCAGCUACGGUCGAGUGUUGUACGACAAAGCCAAUUGGCGGUUGAUCUCUAAUCAGCUGAUGCUCAAUCACACCGUCAUCCCGAAAGUGACUCGGGCUCAAUUGAUUGACGACGCUUUCACGCUGGCUGGAGCCGGAUAUUUGGACUAUCAAGUGGUUGUUGAACUCAUCGAGUAUCUGACUUUGGUCAACGACGAGUUCGUCCAGUCAACCAGUUUAUUCCACUUGAAAUUGAUCCAGGAACGGUCGAGACACAACGAAUCGCUUUAUAAUCUGUUCAAGGAAUACACCAGUAGAUUCAAGUUCGAGAAAACCGACCAUGGAGAGCCGGUCGACUACAACGACUGGGUUCGAGUUGGUGAUCCGCUGGAUGGAGUUGGCUGCCUGAACUGGAGUGACGACGGUGUGUGUGUCGAUCAAGUCAUGCUCCUCUUUCACGCUCAAAUGGACGGCUCAAUUACUCCCGAAGAGAAAAAGGCAAUGACGGAACAUUUGGAGCGCAAUUGGUGUGCGGUGAUUCGCUACGGUGGUAAGGAAGAGUGGAACUGGGCGUGGCGAGCUAGUCUCUGCGACAUGUGGUCGUCACAGCGGACAAAGAUUUUAUCGGCCAUGAGUUGCAGUCAAGAUCGUGAUCGUUUGAAACAGCUUCUUUCGCGCGUGUUUUCGCCGACCAUCGAACAGGACCCGCACGACACGUUCGCCACCAUUGAGAAAAUGACGGAAAAUCACGUCGCUCGUUCCAUGGUGUUGAACUUUUUGGCGACCAACUGGGAGAUCCUAGAUUCCUAGGGCGACAUUUUAGUUAUAGAAGGUCUGGCGAUAAUUUGAAGCUGCUCACCUCCGCCGCCAAAUUUCUGAGUACACCAGACGAAUUGAAAGAGAUGUCCCGGAUUUUGUCCGACCUGGAAAAUAAAGACACGAAACUCAAUCGCGCUUUCACGAACGGGAUUCUGGAGGGUAUCCGCAACAAUAUUCGCUGGGGUGAGAAGAAUUUGGAACAAGUCUAUUUGGUUAUCGAAUCUCGAAUAAUGACACGUCGUACGACAAAUUCACUCGCCAAGACUAACUGCAUUCCCUAAGCUGUUUUGCUGCUUGUCCUGAUUUCUUCAUCGUUUGUUAUUUUCAUAGUUUUUACAUGUUUGUUAAAUAAAUAUGGAAAUAUUCGGGUAUUACUUUGCAUUUUUAAUUGAUU